AUGAAUCUAAUGAAGUUUUCAACACCAGUUUACAAAGAUCAGAUUUAGCACAAUGACACUAAAGUUAGUUUAGAUAUUAUCUAAAUAUUCAAAUUUAGAAAUUUCUGUAUAAUCGCUCAUAUUGAUCAUGGAAAGAGCACAUUAGCUGAUAGAAUGCUUGAGCUGACUGGCACCAUUAAGAGAUUGACAAAAGAAGAUCAUCACUAAGUUCUCGAUACACUGAAGGUUGAGCGAGAAAGAGGAAUAACUGUUAUAGCAUAAACUGCAACGAUGAUUUACAAAUACUAGGGAUAAAAUUACCUACUAAAUUUAAUUGAUACACCAGGUCAUGUUGAUUUUACAUAUCAAGUGAGUAGAAGUAUAAGAGCUUGCGAGGGAGCUCUUUUAGUUGUGGAUGCAACGAAAGGAAUCUAAGCCUAAACUAUAUCUAAUUUUUACCAAGCAUUUGAUGCUAUAUCAGCAAAGGAAGGUAAAAAUGUGAUUGAAGUCAUAAAUCACACUAUUGAGAGAGUUUCACCACCUUUUAAAGAAAUUUCUUAGGAAGAAUAAAGUCGAUUGCCACUUAAAGCCUUUUUAUUUGAUGCAAGAUUUGUGGCUAGUCGUGGUGUUUCUUGUCUUAUUAAAAUUAUGCAAGGUAGUUUGGAUCUCCAAAAAACUCGAACUCUUAUGUCCUAUCACAGAUCAAAGCGUUAUGAUCUAUUUGAACUUGGAAUAGUUUAGCCUAAUAUGGUGAAUACAAGUAUUCUAACAGCUGGCUAAGUAGGAUAUUUCUUGUCAAAUAUGAAAUCAGUUCAAGAUGCUCAUAUUGGAGACACUUUUUAUGAUGAAAAAUAUCAAAGAUCUUCUAUCGAACCAUUCCCUGGAUAUUCUUAGCCUCAAGCUAUGGUAUUUGCUGGUAUUUAUCCUGAGGAUCCUGAUGAUUAUGAAGAUCUUGAGAAAUCAUUAUAAAAACUCUGCCUUAAUGAUGGCAGUGUUUCAUUCAAUUAUGAAUCCAGCGCAGCACUUGGAAGUGGGUUUAGAUGUGGAUUUCUUGGAAUGCUUCAUUUAGAUGUUUUCAGGCAAAGGCUAGAUGAUGAAUAUGAUAUGAUAGCUAUAAUUACUGCUCCUACUGUUUAGUACAAAUGCAUGAUCAGAGGAAAGGAUAAGGAAAUUAAAAUAGUGGAUAAUCCUUUAGAAGCUCCUGCACCUGAGCAUAUUGAAUAAUGGUAUGAAGCAAUAAUGAAUGCUACUCUUAUAACUCCAGCUGAGUAUGCAAAAGGAGUCAAGACACUUUGUGAGGAGAAAAGAGGCAUUAUGAAAAGUUAGGAAUUCUUAAAUCAAUCGAAGGUAGUUCAUUAUACAUAUGAAAUUCCAUUAUCUGAGUUAGUAACUGAUUUCUUUGAUAAAUUGAAGUCUAUAUCAUCUGGUUAUGCAUCCUUAGAUUAUGAAUUUAACAGAUUUGAUGAAGCAGAGAUUGUAAAAGUAAUUUUUCAUCUUAACGGUGAUCCAAUUGAUGCUCUGACUUUCCUAGUUCAUGAUAGCAGAGCUGUUGAUUUUGGAAAGAGAUACUGCGCAAGAUUAAAAGAACUUCUGCCUCCUUAAUUGUUUAAAAUUGCCAUUUAAUGCAAAAUUGGAGGAAAAGUAAUUGCUAGAGAAGAGUAAUAUCAUUUUAUUGAAUUAAUAAUUUUAUAUAGUAUUAAGGCUUUAAGAAAGGAUGUGACAGCUAAGUGUUAUGGUGGUGACAUUACUAGGAAAAAGAAAUUACUGGAAAAGCAAAAGGCUGGAAAGAAAAAAAUGAAGGCAAGAAUGCUUGGAUAAAUUCCAGUUGACUCAGAAGUAUUUUUAGGCCUACUAAAACAAAAUUGA
This is a messenger RNA of Stylonychia lemnae, 1845 nucleotides long. The record is from the annotation of a GenBank genome assembly. Lineage: Eukaryota; Ciliophora; Spirotrichea; Sporadotrichida; Oxytrichidae.